UAGGCGCUCGCAUAUGCAGCCGCCAUAUUCUGUGACAGUAUUUUGAUUGGUGUCUGUUGGACGUAAGAAAAGAAAAGAGAAAAUAAAGUGGGAGUAGAGGGGGUAAAGAAGAAGAGCUGUCAAAAUAAUUCCCGUGUCUCUGAAACAGCGGGGGGCUGUAGUAACCCCCCACUCGAGUCAAAACAGAGAAGUCCAGAGUGCCGUAGAAACUCCGUUCACGAAGUCCCCCCCCCCUCCCUCCGCUCUUCUUUCAGCACCACGGCCCUGUGGAGAUUCGGUGGCUGUGUCUCGGGUGUUGAAGGUGGCCCGGGGAGCGGCGGCGGAGACGAAGAUGCUCAAGUUGUGGCUGAGGUGCUGCCACCACUGAGGCGUCGUCAGUGUGCUGAACGGAGCGAGCAGAGCAGUCCUGACCUGGCAGUACACGAAUGGCCCAGGGAAGCCACCAGAUUGACAUCCGGGUUUUGCACGACCUGCGCCAGAAGUUCCCUGAAGUUCCAGAGGGUGUUGUUUCCCAGUGUGUUCUGCAGAACGACAACAAUUUGGACGCCUGUUGUGAGUACCUGUCUCAGGUGAGCCCGGGGUACUUGUACAGCGAAGGAGGAAACCUCAGCAACAACGACGACCCCAGCUUCAUCAGGCUCCGCAAUCACAUGACCCAGCUGAACCUGGGCCUGCAGUCUCAGUUUCAAAAUGUGCAUGCGGCCCCGGGACGGGACGGCCUGAGGAUGAACGGCAGCAGGACUCUGUCCCACAGCCUGAGUGACGGGCCCCUCCAGACAGGACAGACCCCCAACAGUGACUUCUUCCAGCAGGAGCCCCAGUCAGCCCCUGUGCAGGCACCCUCCAGCCUCAAUGUGUUUGCCGUGAUGGAGCCCACGCGCAAGCCCCAGCCGCCCCAGCACCUGGGACUCUACCAGCUGGGGGGCAAAGGGCAGUCCAUGGGCCAACAUGGCCAGCAGGCGCCCCGCUUCAACCCCAUCACCGUCACCCUGGCCCCCAACAUCCAGACGGGACGCAACACCCCCACCUCUUUGCACAUACACGGCGGGCCCCAUACACAAUCCGGACUGAGCAGUCCACAGGGUAACUCUAUCUACAUCAGGCCUUAUGUGACCCAGCCCGGCGGUACGACCCGGCAAAGCCAGCAGCAGCAGGCUGGCAGGGCCCAGUACAGCCCCACCUCCCAGCCCCAGCAGCAGAUCUAUCAGAUCUCCCAUCCCACUUCACUGCCUGGCUCCCGGACAGGCCCUUCCUGCCAGCAGCACCAGCACGGCUCCUCACAUACCUCACAGCACCAGUCACAGGGCCACCAGACCUCCCAUGUCUACAUGCCCAUCAGCUCCCCUACCAACCCACAGGCCCCCUCUAUCCUCCAGGCCCCCUCUGGAGGUCAGGCCUCCUCCUCUGGUGCCUCGUCCUCGGUCAUGCCCUCUGGCAUGUCCUCCUUCAGCCAGUACAACAUCCAGAACAUCUCCACUGGACCGCGCAAGAACCAGAUAGAGAUCAAACUUGAAUCUCCUCAGAGGAGCAACUCCACCACGACCACACUGCGCACCAGCAGCAGCUCCCGCUCCAACUCCUCCACCUCCUCCUCCUGCCCGUCAUCCUCCUCCUCUGUCGGUGCAGCCCCUGGCACCACCACUACCCCCCUGUCCAUCGGAGGCCCGGGCCUAAGCCGCAGCCAGCCCACUGUUUACAUCUCUGCCAGCCCGCCCACCGCUGCUACUACCACCCCCUCUGACGAGGCCGUAAUGGUCCCAACCGGCUCUCGCUCCCAGCCCAAGUUUUACAUUACUGCUAAUAACGAUGACGGUGGAGGCAGAAAUCCUCCAACCGUCUACAUCUCUGCUCAACCUCCUCCGCACGGGUCGCAGGGGGCCCGGAAUAUGGGGGGCCAGGUGAGCAUGGGCCCCGCCUACAUCCACCACCACCCACCCAAGUCCCGCGCGUCUAUGGGAGGGGCAGGCACGGCCACCUCGCCCAGGGUGGUGGUCACCCAGCCCAACACCAAGUACACUUUCAAAAUCACAGUGUCCCCCAACAAGCCCCCAGCAGUGUCCCCUGGCGUCGUUUCCCCUACCUUUGAGGCCACCAACCUCCUCAGCCUCCCGUCAGACCACCAUUUUGUGGAGCCAGAGCCCCAUCAUCUCUCAGACCCUCUGUCUGCAUACAGGGAGAGGCCCAGCGAGCCACGCAGACUCAGCAUGGGUUCAGACGACGCUGCAUACACACAAGCCCUGUUGGUUCACCAGAAGGCCCGUAUGGACCGGCUGUGGCAUGAGCUGGAGUUAAAAAAGAGGACGCUGGAGAAGCUAAAAGAGGAGGUCAACGAGAUGGAGAAUGACCUGACUAGGAGACGGCUAGAACGAUCCAACUCCCAGUCCCAAAUCCCCUCGAUUGAGGAAAUGCAGCAGUUACGAUGCAAAAACAGGAUACUACAGAUUGAUAUCGACCUUUUAACCAAAGAAAUCGAUCUUCAAACAAGAGGACCCCACUUUAAUCCCAGUGCAAUUCAUAACUUCUAUGACAACAUUGGAUUCCUAGGUCCCGUCCCACCCAAACCCAAAGGUACUUUACGUGUUGAGCCAGAGGGUCAGGGGACAGACGGAAGAAUAUUUAAUGUCACCUCCACGCUAACCAUGGAGCCCUCUUCUGCCCCUCCUCCUCCCGCUGCUCUCCCCCUGGAGUCAGACCAGGAGGAAGACGAGGGUACGCAGUGGAGCUGCACUGCCUGCACCUUCCUCAACCACCCCGCCCUCAACCGCUGUGAACAGUGCGAGUUCCCACGGCACUUCUGAGCCACAAAGACGCCGACAAUACCCAACACCCUGCUCCACUUUUCUAUGAGAGUCAAAGAAACUAGAUUUGAAAGGCUUUUCUUUUGCUAGUGGUAAGAAAAUGAAUGGACAGGGUUUGUAGUUUUUUCCAUUUUGGGCCUGUUUCUUUUCCCCCCCCUCCUCCGAGGUUUGUAUAAUGCUGAAGGCUUGACUGGAUAGUGUUUACAGGUUGUGUUACUUUACUUAGCCAGCAGAGUUGGAGGAUACCUCACCUUGGAGUCUCUGCAUGCAUGGGGUCAUCCCCCUUCCCUGCUCAACGCUCGACGGGCGACUUUACCCCUGGGGAUGCCUCGCUGCUUCCUUAUACAGUAUUAUCGGUGUCCUGCAGUGUGAGGGCACACACACACGCACGAAAACCAACAUGGGUGCCUUUGCUGAUUUGUGAUGGCCUAAUCAGGAAUGGGAACUUUGGUCAGCUGUCACCUCACACCUGAAGGGAAAACUAACAGACUACUUGUGGACUAUUUGUUUGGUUUCUGUUUCUAUAGGAUGGCUGGGGGAAACUCAGUGUUAUUACUGCCACCAAAACCUGCCUCUCGUUCUGCCCUGUAGUGUCCCUUAUCAAUCUCUUCAAUCUACAGUAAAAAGAACGGAAAAUAAAUUGCAUGCUUUAUGUGUACAGUACAUAGGGGGAGGAAAUACCCCUGAGCUUUUUACUGUACAUAAUUUUUGAAUGUGCCUUAAAUGCCUUCUUCCUCACACUAUGAAACACUUGUAUUUCCUGUAAGUAUAGCUUUAUAGACUUUAAUAACUUUGUUUUGUUUCCAUUUUCUUUCAAACCAAUAAGCACAGUGUCCCUUUUUAAGCUCUUUACUUGAUUUCUGUGAGAAUUUUAAGUAUCGUGUUUAAAAAAAAGGGGGGAAAAAGGGAGCAGUUGUAUGAAAACUCUGCAGUCCUGAAGCUUCGUUCACUCCGUCUGUUGUUCAUCGCUUGUGUAAAUGCAGAAUUCCCUGUGUACGAUCUGCAGAUGCGGCAAAAUCGAAAGAUGGACGAAUUUUCUAGGAUGCCAGAGCUCUUGGACUGGUGAAAAAAAGCUCAGAAGCAGAAUGACAUCUUAUCUGACAACUGGAAUGUAGGUUUAAUAUUUGGGGACUUUUACACCUCAGCGUCACGAGACCCAUGAAUUUUUCAGUUCAUCCUAAAACUUGCAUCAAAAUAGACGCUUUCAAAUCGGAUGGAAGAAAAGACUUUGGUAAUUGUAUUAAGGUGUUGUCUAUGUACAGCUUGGUGGAAGGCAACUGUUUCCCGAGGGCUUUCAGAAAUCAGAGUAUUUUGCUAUGCAGUAUAAAUUGGGUUUUCUAGAGUGUUCCAAAGAUCAGAAUGAAUAUGUUUAAAAAAUAUUCCUGUUUCAAAUCAGCAGAUAUUUAUAUAGGUAUGUGCUUUACCAUAUCUCCUCCUGGCCAGAAGUUUAGAAUAUAUCCUCCAAAAAAAAGACGACAAGGACAGUGCCAUCUUUACAUUUCUAGUAAAGUGAGACAAAAUGGUGACUGUCCUCUUUGUAUCUUGUUUUUAUUUGGUUUCAUUUGUCCUGUGAAGCUUUUGUUUGAUGCGGAUGGUUUAAAAGUUUACCAUUGUAAUGAUUUUACCUUAAUUGUGGAAUAGUUUAUUAUUCUUUGUGAAGUUUUUUUACAUGUUGCCUUACAUUAAUGCCUUAGAUUGGCAUUUGUAUUGAUUAUCUAUGCAGUCACAAAUCAAGAUUCUUUUUUUAAAUUUUUUUUUUUUUACCAAAGCUUAGUAUAUUGUUAAAAAAACAAUUAGGUAGAAGCUAAAUUCUUUGUUGUCUCUCUUAAGCACUUAUGUCAUGUUUUUUCCCCCUCUAAAACCCUCAAAGAAACCCAGUUUUCAUCUUUAUCUGCAAAGCUCGUUGUGAAGAGUCAGUUCAUACUUGUUUUAUUAAUAAAACAAAAUAAAAUCAUUUGGAUAUCUAAAGUGUUUUUGAUUUUAGCUGGGAAGUUAUUUGUAAAAAAAAAAU
This is a messenger RNA of Oncorhynchus mykiss (rainbow trout), 4809 nucleotides long. RefSeq names its product TGF-beta-activated kinase 1 and MAP3K7-binding protein 2. Gene Ontology annotation, biological process: positive regulation of protein kinase activity; positive regulation of canonical NF-kappaB signal transduction. The record is from RefSeq and is a predicted model, not a curated record. NCBI's taxonomy places the organism in Eukaryota, Metazoa, Chordata, Actinopteri, Salmoniformes, Salmonidae. Gene Ontology annotation, molecular function: K63-linked polyubiquitin modification-dependent protein binding; ubiquitin binding.